Messenger RNA from Amphiprion ocellaris (clown anemonefish), 3409 nucleotides. It is a transcript of the gene chadlb, whose product is annotated as chondroadherin-like b. Lineage: Eukaryota; Metazoa; Chordata; Actinopteri; Pomacentridae. The transcript is spliced from 13 exons. Gene Ontology annotation, cellular component: extracellular matrix. Bases 516 to 2840 code for a protein of 774 amino acids. Gene Ontology annotation, molecular function: protein binding. The record is from RefSeq and is a predicted model, not a curated record.
UGAAGGGGAUAAACGGAGUUAGUUUUGGAUGGGGGACAACCGGGGGAAGAGCAGGAGUCCGUGAGAGAGUCAACGGCCAGUAACGACCUGCAGCUGGACCGAACCACAGCGAAUCACGGGCAGCGCAGUAUUGAAUAUAAUGCGGUGGGAAUUAUGCAAGGGAAUUUCUGGUGAAAGUGUUCAGAGCCGAUUGGAAACAGUCUUCUCACCGUCCCUGGCCAGAGGACACACAUUUUUUUUCGGAGGAAGCGCGUUUUGGCACAACACUGGCAGAGAAAGACACUGUGCGUCUUUGUGCGCAGCGGCGCGGCUGCUCCUCUGCGGUUUGGACUGUUGAUCCCCGGGGGGACGCGGACAAACAGCCCGGUCUGAGGAAAUUCCUCCGUCUCUAGUUUCUCGGCCCCUUUCUGUACAGGGGGUCCUAUGACCAAAACAAGCAACACACUACAGAGGAGGUUGUAAGUAAUCAAGACAAGUUGGGACACCUGUAAGAUUUGGUAGCACCAGCUUUCAAGAUGUCCUCCCUGCUCCUUCACACCCUCUGCAUCCUGCUGCUCCUCUGCAUCCCUACAGUUAACACAGCAAAAUGUCCUCAGCAGUGUGUCUGUGACCAGAUCCAGCUCACCGUGACCUGCGUCAACAAGAACCUGACCCAAGUUCCUCCUACUGUUGAUGAGAUCACAGUGAAAUUAGAUCUUCGAGGUAACGACAUCCAGGAGCUUCCCACUGGGGCUUUCAAACACACUCCCUACCUCACCCACCUGUCGCUGCAGCGCUGUAACAUCCGCAGGGUGAAGGAGGGCGCUUUCCGCGGCCUCGGUCGUCUGGUCUUCCUCAACCUGGCCAACAACAACAUUGACAUCCUCUACCAGGAGUCGUUCGAUGGUCUGUCCUCGCUGAAGCAGCUCAUGAUCGACCGUAACCGUGUGGAGGAGAUCCAGCCUGGAGCUUUCUCUCAGCUGGGCUUCCUCAACCUGCUCUCCAUCACACACAACCAGCUCGUAUACAUCCCCAACAUGGCCUUCCAGGGCUUGCAGAACAUCAAGUGGCUUCGUCUCAGUCACAACUCUCUGAACUAUUUGGACAUUGAGGCCUUUGCUGGUCUCUUUACGCUCACCCGACUCAGUCUGGACCACAACGAGCUGCAGUUCUUCCCCACUGAGACCAUGACCAGACUGCCAGAAGUGACUCGUCUUGAUCUGGGCUACAACCCCAUGACGUACCUGGGAGAGGAUGCGGUGUCCAUGGCCAAGUUGACCCACCUCUUCAUGGACCACAUGUCCCUGCAGGACCUGGCCAACACAGCUGUAUCUAAAUCCCCCAACCUCGUCCACCUGGACAUCAGCCACAACCAGCUGCGUGUCAUCCAGCCUUUUUCUGAAGGUUCACCCAAGCUGGCACGCCUCAACCUGGCAGGAAACCCCAUCUACUGCAACUGCUACCUGCGUCCACUCAAAGAGUGGGCGAUCCGUAACAAAGUGAAGCUGAUGGGGACGUGUGGAGGACCGGCUCAUCUUUCAGGAGAGAAUCUGGAGGCCGUCUAUCCUCCAGAGCUGCGUUGCCAGAGCCAGGAGGCCAUGCUGAAGGCAGAGUUUGAGGAAGCAACCAGGAACGCACCACCGCCUACUGAGGAGCCUGAGAACAAGGUCAAGUGUCCCGCCAACUGUGUGUGUGAGGGGGAGACACACCACUCUUCAUGUGAGAACCGGGGCCACACUAAAGUUCCUCGGGGUUUCUCUCCCAACACACGCCUCCUAGACCUUCGUGGAAACAACUUCCACUACAUCCCCAGCAACAGCUUCCCUGGCGUCGCCCAGGUGGUGUCCCUGCACCUGCAGCGCUGCAAGAUCGUGGAGGUGGAGGGAGGAGCCUUCAGUGGGAUGAAGGGUCUCAUAUACCUUUACCUGUCCGAGAAUGACCUCACGUCUCUCAGCCCUGACGCCUUUAAAGGUCUACCUCAGCUCACUUACCUCCACCUGGAGAAGAACCGCUUCACCAGCUUCCCUAAAGGAGCCUUCAAACUGGUGCCCGGUCUGCUGGCACUUCACUUGGAGAACAACGCCAUCACUAAGCUGGAGCCGGGUAUCAUGAGCGGAGCCGAGAGCCUCAGAGCCCUCUACCUCACCGGAAACGCCAUCGGGAGUGUGUCACCCAGAGCUCUGGACCAGGCCAGCGAUCUCGAUACACUCCACCUGGGAGGAAACAAGCUGAAGGAGAUUCCUACUGAAGCCCUGAGCAAGGCUGGCAACCUCAGAGACCUCAGGCUAUCGGGAAAUUCAAUCCGCUGGGUGGGACCGAAUGCUUUUCAACCCCUGGAGAGGUCACUGAAGGAGCUCUAUCUGGAUAACAUGGGACUGGAGAAAAUGUCACAGAACUCCCUGGCCGGACUGGGUCCAGGGCUGAGGAGUCUGUUUCUGGAGGGCAACCAGCUGGAGGAGGUGCCAGACCUCCAUCCACUCACUUCUCUGGAGGUCAUCAACCUGGCUGACAACCCUCUGAUGUGUGACUGCCCUCUGCUGCCACUACGCAUGUGGAUUGAGAAGGUCAACCUGAAGGUGCGAGCCACCUGUGCCAACCCUCCUGAACUGAGAGGUCGAAGAGUCAAGGAUGUCCACAUUUUCAAAGCCUGCCCCGGGGGAGAGAGUCUGCCCGCCGCCCCGACCGCCACCCCCAAGCCAGCCAAGGCCCCCAAAGCAACCAAACCCAAACCGAUGCACCUCAACGGCCUUCGGCAGGUCAAAAUGCUCAAAGCCAAAUCCAAGCCUCGCAAGAGUCCAAAUGCAAAACAGGGAGCAGCAAAGAAAUCCUCCAAAACCACAAAGAGACGCAGCAUGGCUUAAAUCUGCUGCACCUCACUUCUGUACUGUUUUUUCCAGAAAUUCCAGUGAACUGACAACAAAGAUUUUCAGGUUAAACAUCAGAUUGAACUCUCUGACUUUAAAAGACUAUAAUCUGCCAGCUAUGAAAUGUGUAGCUGCUGAGGCUGUUCUCUAUUUUACACAUCUUGCCAGUUUUCAUUCACACCAUUUAUCAGCCAGUUAUUUACAGAAUUUCCUUCUGCUGUCUAAUUAAUACAGAACUUUUUCUAGUUACGUUCACAGCUAUGUAAUGUUGGUUAAACUCACUGCAGUUGAAGUUUUAGCAUCUUAAAAGAGGUAAAUGAAGUCAGCGUCAUAAGCACAAAUCCAGCACUGCUGUUAUUCAAUCAGGUGAAUGAAAUAAUCUUUCGCUUCAUGCUACACAUCCUUGACCACUAUGUCAAAACAUCAAGUCCCAGGUUUAUAGAAGACAGCAUCAAAUCAGUUCAUUUAGAAAACUGUAUUUUUUUUUUUUAAUCGCUUCAUGCUUAUUGACAAAACAGAAAAUAUCUGUAUGGAAAACUGGAUAUAAAAUAAACCAUUACAACAAA